AUGCUUUUUUUUCCAGAUAUCCAUAUUACACAAUACAAAUAUGUUCGUUUCAAGAAUCCAACUGAAAAGCUCAAUCCUAGUAAAAUUGAAGAGCUUUUAACUACAAUUCAAGGUACUAUUGAAAACUUUCAAACAGAGAUACCGAAACGAAAUGAACAUACAAUAUCAGAACAAUCUCAGAAAAAGCCUGAAUUAAUGAAAUCUACUAACUUCAAUGAUAGAAAAUCUAUUGAACAAUGGACAGCUAAGGAUAUUGCUAGCUGGUUUAGCAACCAUAAAGUGCCAGACAAUCUUAUUAAAUUAUACGAUUUCCAGUCUAUCACCGAAAUACGAGAAUAUGCCACAAAAUUACGUGCCGAUUCACAAAAAGAAUUCGUUAAAUAUCGAGAACAAUAUUCAAAAAGUUACAAUAGUCAAGAACUUGAAGAAUAUAUAUUUGGUCGAUUUAAAACUGCUGUUUUCAGUCUACCGACGGCAUCAUCAACAUCAACAAAGACUAAAAACUCUCAGUCAAGUACUUGCAUUAUUUUAUAA
This is a messenger RNA of Rotaria sordida, 534 nucleotides long. NCBI's taxonomy places the organism in Eukaryota, Metazoa, Rotifera, Eurotatoria, Philodinida, Philodinidae. The record is from the annotation of a GenBank genome assembly.